Molecule: messenger RNA, 327 nt
Organism: Linnemannia hyalina
Lineage: Eukaryota; Fungi; Mortierellomycota; Mortierellomycetes; Mortierellales; Mortierellaceae
Source: the annotation of a GenBank genome assembly
AUGACCGCCAUUAUCCGCACGAUCAACUUGGGCCUCCCCCGCGUGUCGAUGGCCCGCAUCCCCGUGGUUGCAUUUGGCAACAGCUCCCACCCCUCUGCAUACUCGUCCAGCUCCUGGGCCGAGUCAGCCAAGAAUGCUGCCGACAAGCUCGAGAACUCUGCCAAGAACCUUGCCCACGAGGCUGAACACCAGACCUCAGGCUUGAGCCAGCAUGCCUCCGAUGCGAUCCGGAUGGUCGAGUCUCACAGCGCACUGAAGCAGGACAAGGCACCCAUCCAUGCCUACCGCGAUGUCGACCAUGCUGAGUCCCGCUUCAUCAAGCACUAG